AUGUGGUCCAUUACAACUGCAGAAGAAGCCGAGCUUUGUCCCUUGCUCUGUUCUCCGUCUCCAUACCCUCUAAUUCUCCAGAGAUAGAAAGAGAGAGUGGGUGUACUGUGUGUUUUCAGACCUCAUCACCCGAUCUUAACCUUUUUUCAUCUCCCCGUGACUCUCUGUUCACAAUAUGCUCCCUCUCUCUAUCACCCCCAAUCCCAAUCUCUCUAUUUUCAUGAUAAAUAUAAAUACACGCCAUCUCGGCUCUUGAUUUUCCCCUUUAUUCAGACAUUUACGCUUCUUGGAUAUUUCACAUUCAAAAUCCCACCUCAGAAUUUCUGGGUUUCUUUCCGUUUUCGAUGACACAGAUUGAUUAUACUCUGUUCUGGCACUCAUUCUUGGACUAAAAUGUCUCUUGUUUCUUCACUCAUACCACUGUUUUAGUGAAAGAAGCUUUGCUUUUUCUUUUUUUCUGGGAUAUACCUUUCGGGGAAGCCUAUGGUCUUUUCCCAUGCAAGAAAGACACUUUCUUCCAUGUUUGAUUACAUCAAGAUUGUCUCUUUAAGCUUUCUGCUGUCUUAAACCAUCAAUUCUUGAUUCCUCUUCACUGGGUUUUUGAAGGGUUUCUGCUAGUUUCUCCUAUCAUAAAACAGUGCUACAAAUUUUGGCUUUUACCACUUUUUUAUUAUUAGUCCAAGAAUUUGAUUGAUACUGAAAUUACAGUACUUUCAGGGUUUAGGGUUCUUGUACUUUCCCCACCUUUUCUUGAAUCCUUUUACUUCCUCAAACUCCACACCAAUCACCCCCUGAUUCUCCAGUUGUUGGCUAAAACUUGUCCUGAUCUCCCAACUUUCUUGUUUGACAUCUUCCUCACCAACUGGCCACACAUAAAAAACUCAGACAACCAGUGUCUCAGUUCUUGAAUUCAUACUGAGUUUCAUUUCCUUACAGUCAUUUGAGGAGCUUUCGUUUACUUCACCCAUGUCUUCUUGUCUGAGUGGAGGUGGGAGAGCAUACAGAUUAGACUCCCUAGACUUAGAGAUCAUCAAAUCCCCAUCAACUUCUUGGAUUUCAAACUCAUCCUCUCCAUCCUCCACUCUCUCUGAAUCCAGCAACUGCCCUCUUGCAAUCUCCACAAGAAAGCCCCGCACGCCCCGCAAACGGCCUAAUCAAACUUACAAUGAAGCUGCCGCCCUCCUCUCCACAGCCUACCCCAAGAUUUUCCCCACCAAACACCUCACAAAGUUCACAAAACCACACAACAGCAAGAACCCUUUCUCACUUGAGCCCUCAGACUUGCUCAUGAUUCCUUUCCCAACGAUCGAUAACUCUGAAUUCUUGCUACGCCGACCCCAUUUCGCCAAAGAGUUCAAUCUGUUCGAGAAACCGUGUCUUAGUCCGGGCGAGAUCAAUUCGUCGUCUGAAAUCUGCGACGAGUAUCAAGAUGACAUCGAUGCAGAGUCGAUACUGGAUGAGGAAAUUGGAGAGGGAAUCGACAGCAUCAUAGGGAAGAACGAGCCCGUCACCGACGACAUGAAUUCUCAUAACGCAAUGAACAAUUGUUGUUAUGGUUACCCUGUUGGCCUAGGAUUUGAAUUCGGGUAUGGGGUGAGAAGGGAGUUGAGAGCAAUGAGAAACGUCGAUGAGGGUGACUGGUGGAGGUUUCCUAGUGUGAAUGUGGCUGAUAUUGCUCCGACGACAAGCAAGAUUCCGGCGGAGAAGAAGAAGAAGAAGGUGGCGGAGUUGGUCAAGAACUCGGAACCAGCUAAGGAGAAGCCGAUUUCGACACUGAUUAGAUCAAACAAGGAGAUUAAUUCAGCGGGUAAAGAUCAUCAUAAAGAGGAGUCGUGUGUUCCUCAACAGAAUGGUGGUGGGCUGCUCUUGAAAUUGAACUACGACGGCGUCUUGAACGCGUGGUCCGAUAAGGGUUCUCCGUUCUCCGGCGACGCUCCGGGGGCUGAGUCCGCCGCCGCCGGCACUGAUGUCCAAGCGAGGUUGGCGCAGAUAGACCUGUUCUCGGAGAACGGAGGUGUGAGAGAGGCUAGCGUGCUACGCUACAAGGAAAAACGGCGUACCCGCCUCUUCUCUAAGAAAAUCAGGUACCAGGUCCGCAAAGUCAACGCUGAUCGACGGCCCAGAAUGAAGGGACGAUUUGUCAGAACACCAAACUCACCCGACGAUUAGAGAGAGAGAGAGAGAGAUUUUGGUAUUUUUGUAGUUUAUGUUUGAUUUGAUUGGUUAUUUGGAAAUUACAGUGGAGAAAUGCAGAGUAGCAAAGGAGUAGGAAUUGAGUCUUUUGUUUUUGUUGGAGAUAAUUAUAUGUGGUCUAGUCUUUGAAGAGGAGGGUGAGGGCGAGGGCGAGGGCGAGGGCUAAUAAUACAUUUCGCUACUUCUAAAAAUACUUAUAUUAUUCAAUAUUCCAUAUUAAUAUUCCUUCACCACCAUCUCUUA
Messenger RNA from Sesamum indicum (sesame), 2436 nucleotides. Lineage: Eukaryota; Viridiplantae; Streptophyta; Magnoliopsida; Lamiales; Pedaliaceae. The record is from RefSeq and is a predicted model, not a curated record.